This is a messenger RNA of Styela clava, 724 nucleotides long. The record is from RefSeq and is a predicted model, not a curated record. Lineage: Eukaryota; Metazoa; Chordata; Ascidiacea; Stolidobranchia; Styelidae.
GAAAGCAUCUUGUUAUGUCACAGAGGGCGUCUUCAAAAAUGUAAUACCGAGUUUUGCAUGAACAAGUAUGAAUGUAAAGCAAAGUUAAUGUGUCGCAAGAGCAAGUUGCAUCACAAUAGAUUGUUAGAACUAAGACCACGUGCGGUAUAGAUCGUUCUUUCUCAACUUUUCUAGCCAUGGAAGCACACGCCAUCGCUUGUGGGCUCAGCCCGGAUUUCGUUCGUAGGAUCCAAGAUGCCAGAAUUGAAAUCGAGGACUUACCUCUAAACCUCCAGGAAGUGUACGGUCUUUUUAGCGACUUGCCGUUUAGAGACAGACGAAUGUUGCAAGAGUGCCUAUGCCAACCACCCAAGAGAGUCGACAAAAGAGAGAAAAGUCGACACCGAAAACAAAUAGAAUCAUGGAGAGAAUCGGAGCCAUCUCUGCCUUUGAUGGAAGGAAAAGAUCAGAGCGCACAAAAAGUCUUUUUCCAGAAUACCAAAACUAUUAUGUGCUUAUCGAAGAUAUGGCCUACUUGGUAAAGAAAAAGGUCAUAAAUAUUGACGAAUAUGUGACCAUUACCAAAAAAAGAUUCAGAGUUUUUGAAGCAGCUGCGGAAGCUAAAAUAGGUCACCAAAAUGCGGCCGAAAACAUCUUUACUCUGAUGGAACAUUUAUAUAGUGGCCCCGCUCUCCAAGCAGUGGCCAAAUUUGGCGAAGAUGGCAUUAAGGCAACCCAACGUCAG